Molecule: messenger RNA, 956 nt
Organism: Dendroctonus ponderosae (mountain pine beetle)
Lineage: Eukaryota; Metazoa; Arthropoda; Insecta; Coleoptera; Curculionidae
Gene: ix
Product: mediator of RNA polymerase II transcription subunit 29
Exons: 4
Coding region: 223-816 (197 amino acids)
Biological process (GO): regulation of transcription by RNA polymerase II
Cellular component (GO): mediator complex
Molecular function (GO): transcription coregulator activity; transcription factor binding
Source: RefSeq, a predicted model, not a curated record
ACCAAACUAGUUUGACAAGAGACAAGUACUUGACAUUCUUUUCUACGAGGGUAACUUGAAAUGACAGAAAAUUUGCUAUAUCAAGCUUAACUAAGUUUGAAACAUCUAUUCCUCCUCAAAAUAUUGAGGUCGCUCGAAAUUCCCAGACUUCAGAAUCAGCGCCACCGCCGAUAGCUAACUACUGCAAUUUCAAAACUAAGUUUUGAGGUUAGAUAAAGGCGGAUGGGCAAAUCAAAACAUUGGGCUAAUUGUCACAGAAUGUACUCGUUAGCUGACAAAAACAUUCCUUUUAAUAUCAGCAAACAGCAGCAAGAGAUGCAGCAGCAACAACAAGUGCAACAGCAACAGAUGCAGCAGGCGCAACAGAUGCAGCAAAGCCAGCAGCAGCCGCCACAACCUUUGGACAAUAUAUCAAAGAUCAAGUCCCUUGUGGGGCCCCUCAGAGAGACACUGGCGCUAACGAUUAAAACGGCAGCUCAGACCUUGAAUCAGAACAACCAGAUUGAUUCCGGGUCUCAGAAAACGCCCGACAUCCAAAUACCCAGAUUCGACAAGAAUCUGGAAGAAUUCUAUUCUAUUUGCGACCAAAUUGAGCUUCAUUUGAAAACCUCAAUUAAAUGCCUUUCCCAAGCUGAGAGCAGUAACCGCUAUUUAAAUCUCCCAGUAAUGCCGAACAGGAGCGAAACUAUUGGAAUGAAUGAAAACAGCUUAACGUAUCCUCAGUUUCUAGCCACUGUGGGCGCCCAAGUUUCCUACACCAAGGAGAUUCAUGAGACCCUGCUGGCUGCCGCCCAAAAUAUCUCACCUUCAGAAUGACCUUAUUUUUAUUAAUUAAUUGAAGUGUGUUAAUAAGCAAGGUAACUUGAAAUAUUCCUACCUAAGAACCUCAAUUGAGCUUAUUUAAUACAGCUCUACAGUCGAACAGUUUAGAAUGUAAUACGAAUUUGUGGAAUUUA